UCUGCUUUGAUCGGAGCUCUUUUCCUUCACACAUUCCAUCUUACUGGCCUGCAAUGCUUCGUGUAUUCGGUCAGCGUCUCCUGUCGCGCACAGGCCCCGCCAACGCCCCGCGCUUCUUCCACGCAUCGGCCGCUGCCCUGCACGGCGAUAUGUCAAAGUUCGCCAACAAUCCAACUGUGCACAUCAAGUUCAAACUGCGCGACGAUUCUAUCAAGGAGGUGGAGGCCAAGACGGGUAUGUCCAUUCUGGAUGUGGCCCACGCCAACGAUAUCGACCUAGAGGGCGCCUGCGAGUCGUCCAUGGCCUGCUCCACCUGUCACGUGAUCCUGGAAGACCCCGUGUUCGAUGAACUGGAGGAGGCUUGCGAGGACGAAGAAGAUAUGUUGGACAUGGCGUUUGGGCUCACCGAUACGUCCAGAUUAGGCUGCCAGGUGUUCGUGACCGAGGACUUCGAGGGCACCACAGUGUCGCUCCCCAAAGCCACACGCAACUUCUACGUCGACGGCCACGUACCCAAGCCACACUAGACUCCUGCAGAUUUAAUGAAGACGUGCACGGAACAGCCUCGACACGUUUAUUUAGAUUCCAGAGAGCUCCGGUACCUUACACGCGACUUAAAUAAAGGAUAUUGGCUUGAUCGUACUAGCUAACUACAUUCGUUGCCUGCUUCAGGUCCAGUACCGGUUACCUCUGGCUGCUCCAUACUUGGUGAGUUUAAUACUUUGACUUCCAGUUCAGUCUCCAGUUCCAGUUCCAGUGAGAACGCAGUGU
Molecule: messenger RNA, 771 nt
Organism: Phytophthora nicotianae INRA-310
Lineage: Eukaryota; Oomycota; Peronosporomycetes; Peronosporales; Peronosporaceae
Exons: 2
Coding region: 54-527 (157 amino acids)
Biological process (GO): P450-containing electron transport chain
Cellular component (GO): mitochondrion
Molecular function (GO): 2 iron, 2 sulfur cluster binding
Source: RefSeq, a predicted model, not a curated record